Molecule: messenger RNA, 612 nt
Organism: Psylliodes chrysocephalus
Lineage: Eukaryota; Metazoa; Arthropoda; Insecta; Coleoptera; Chrysomelidae
Source: the annotation of a GenBank genome assembly
AUCACAAAAAAUAGAUUUUGAAUUCCAUUUUCUUGAGUUUAUUUUAAACAUGAGUAGAAAGGAAGCAUUAUCAUCAUUUAUUCAACAAAUCCACGGUAGACCAGUUGUAGUAAAAUUAAAUAGUGGCGUAGAUUACAGAGGAGUUCUAGCUUGUUUAGAUGGAUACAUGAAUAUAGCUCUGGAGCAGACUGAAGAAUAUGUGAAUGGUCAGUUGAAAAACAAAUUUGGUGAUGCUUUUAUAAGAGGAAAUAAUGUUUUGUAUAUUAGUACUCAAAAGAGAAGGUAUUAGUUGGUAUUAGUUUUAGCGAUGUACCAUUAAUUUUAAGAAUAAACAUUUUUUAAUUUUCUCUAAUACCUCUAUUCUAUCCAUAUCUUCUUUCUUCUGGUCUGAAAAUUACAUUAUCCAUUUUCAGAUUUAGAUGUUACCAGGUAUUUCCAAAUAACUACAGAUAUACUUUUUGGAUUUGCCCAUUUCUUUCCAAAAUCCUUCCUGUGUUCUUAUCUGGUUCACUAUUCAAAAUGAGUAUGGCAUGUUUACUUAAAUUGUCAAUAUUCAAGAUGUAUACAAAUAAAACUAUAACAAAGGUAACAUGAUAAUAAUUAUUAAACAAG